AUGGCACCCAUCAACGCGUUCCUUUCCCGCGCGACACGAGCGCUCGGUCGCGCGCCGCCCGCCCGUUCCGUACAGCCUUCCGCGCCCACACCGCCCGCACCAGCGCGCCCGCGAUGCCUCGUCUGCGCCACGGCAACGACAACCACCACCACGACCCGGCGCGCCUACGCCGCCGUGCCCUACGUGCCCUACAAACGCCGCGAAGUCCCGCGCCCGCGCAUCGCGCAGCCCAGCCUCUGGCAGAACCUGGUCCCCAAGCACUUCCGCUCCAAGCACAAGCGUCCGUUCACGUGGGCCGAGUGGAAGGCGAAGCCGUGGAACCCGGCGUCGGUGUGGAUCGCGCUCGGCCUGCUCGUCGGCUCCAACGCCAUCAACACGCUGGUGCUGCGGCGCGACACGGCCGACUUCAGCCGCAAGGCCGACGCCAAGAUCGCCCUGCUGCGCGAGGUGCUGGAGAAGGUGCAGAGGGGGGAGGACGUCGACGUCGAACGCAUCCUCGGCACGGGACAGGCGGAGAGUGAGAGGGAGUGGGAGGAAGCGGUAAAAGAGAUCGAGGACGAGGAGCGUACAGUGCAAUCUCGAAAGCGGAGAAAAGCUUCUGCUGCCGAAACCGCGCCACCUGCCAUAUCCGCAGGAGAUUCGACGCCCGCAAACGAUUCCAAAGAUGCAUCAACGAAGCUGGACUACGUAGUACCUCAGGAUCGCAGAGGGCCUGUUGGGUUUUACUGA
Molecule: messenger RNA, 729 nt
Organism: Diplodia corticola
Lineage: Eukaryota; Fungi; Ascomycota; Dothideomycetes; Botryosphaeriales; Botryosphaeriaceae
Exons: 2
Coding region: 1-729 (242 amino acids)
Source: RefSeq, a predicted model, not a curated record